AUGGCAUUAAUGGAGGAAACGCACGACAAGCGUUGUUCGGUAGAAGAUACAGAAAGUUUGUGGAAAACGUUAGUGGUUACAUUCACCGAUAUCGUAAAUGAUCAUGGAUCACAACUUGAAAAGAUACUGAACAUGAUUCGGACGGAUAUUACGUACGAUGAUCCCGGUCUUUUCCCGAGGACAUUGCUAACAGAUGUUGAACGACAGAAAUGUCGUGGGUUCAUUUAUUGGCUUAUGUACCAGCUGCUGCGAAUAGCGUCAUUGGAAACCUACGCAAGCAUAUCCGAAAGCUACACCAGUUUACAAAAGGAAAUAAUUAAAGCAUGUUUUAUUAAACAGCGGUGGUUGGGCCUCGAAAUAACUAGAGAAUUUAUUAAACUCUUGGAUCAAAUGAAUGAUUACCAACCUGGUUGCAGCAAAACGAUUGUUGCAUUUCACGAUGUAUUUAAUAAUGGGGCUGAACAUGGAAAUGAGUACCAGUCUGAAAAAAUAGAAAUCAACACCAUGGCACGCUGUCGUAUGAUUCGUAUGUAUUCUUUAUAUGCCAUAACUGAAUCUAUUACCAUGAUAAUUACCCAACAAGAUGAAGAAUCACUCCAAACUGUAAACGGUAGUAUAUGCACAAUUUUGAAAACGUUAUCGUUGGGCAAUCUACAAGAGAAACAUAUGUGCAUCACGUUUUUCCAUGGAUAUUUACACCACAAUAAUCAAGCGCAGUUUGAGCAAACAUGGACGCAAAAAGUAUGCACAGUUAUUACAGAGUUGCUGUACAAUAGCAAAUAUUACCAACAACUUGAUGAAACUGGAAUUAAUAAAUUGCAAUUCCAUAACAUGGAAUAUGAAAUGCUGCUGUUCCUGGAGAAGCUGAGCCCAUCGAUGGAUACUGGAAUUAAUUAUCCUGACUUAUUCAAAUGUGCUACGAGCGUAGAUUUUGAAGACAUCAUUGCGAAAAAGAUUAUUCAUCAAGUCACUAACGCACAAUGCAAUGCAAGCGAUCCAAGGGUUUCUACCCGAAAAAUAUCCGUCCGACUGGUGAGCAGCAUAUGGUGUGCACUGUUGGAAACAAUUGCACAAAACAGCAACCUAUUUGAACGUGCUUUGAGCCUAGCUAAUAAUGUUAGCAAUAAACUACGCACUCGCCAGAAAUCGUCUAACAAUGAUAAUAACAAUGAAUUCGAUGAUCAACAGUUGCUGUUUUUCGAUUCAGAACUAUCGCUUUUGGAUAAGGCGUUUGUUGUUGAAAAAUUCGGCGAAAGACAAGAGAGUCUGUUAAAUAUUGUCGUUGGUAUAAUUCACGUAAACGAUUGCCAAUUGCUUAGCACAAAUCAACAAAACACCUUACUCCAAAUUUUAUUUGCACCAUUCGAGAAAACUAUUCACAAAAACGAAAAGAACUCAAAACAACGAUGGAACCCACAUAUGAACGCCGAGCAUUGUCAUUAUGCACUGUUACAGCUAUGUAAAUUGCAAACCGAUAAUCUUCACGAUGAAGUAGUAAACAGUUGCAUAGUAGAACAAUUAACAUCGCUGUUGACUUUUAUCGCCAUGACGAAAGAUUGUUUUGUCGUAAAACGAACACUUCUACGUGAAUUUCAUCGGCUAGUAUUGUCAUCUAAACUUGAUUUGAAGGUAUUGUUUGAAAAUGUUUUUGUGCCACUAUUAUCAACGAACUAUGAUGAUACAGAAGCAUUAGUGGAUAUGCUCGGGGUAUGGAAAUUGCUUUGUUGCAUUCAUGCCGAUGGUAACUCAAAUUUUCGUGUAUACCGGACAUCACAAAGUCAACAUAUUUUCAAAUGUAACGAAUGUAACCAGCCUACAGAAUCUAUCACACGGGAUACACACUGCUACAUCAAAACAACCUCGAAGCAGUUGGAGUCACAAGGAAAAUCUAUCGACUUGGAAUCCCCUAUGCGAAUGGCACUACUGAAAACAACGAACACAAAUGAAGAUACGAUUUUAUUGGCGUGGGCCAAUUUCCUCCCGAGUGCAUUGAAACAUAUGUUCGUAUGCAUGAUGGACGAAGAGCUAAUAUCAUUUUGGAUGUGUCUAUUCAGAAGCAGCUCAACAAAAGUAUGUCAACAAAUCAGCAUUCACAUUCCAUCGAUAGUACAUUCUCUCACCGCCAAACUGAACAAUGAACCGGAACGAUAUGAAAAGAGUGUAACCGACUUGACUGAACAGUUAUUGUUGGCGACGAAACGUUGCAUAACUACGAAAACAACCUAUUCCCAUCAAAUGGCCGUAGCACGAAUGAUUAUCGAAUUUGCAGACGCUCAUCACCGCGCGACAAUAAAUAGCACAUGGAAUGAAUCUAAGGAAGUAUUGUUCCACUGCGUGCGAAUGAUGAUCUUUCUCUUGAUGCACCCAGAAUCGCAAAUAACAUACGAAGCUUCAAUUGCUAUUGCGGAAAUGUGCGCAAGACAAGAAAUAACUCCAUGGAAAAUCCUGUCAUGGUAUCGCCAUGAUAUCAUAAAACAAAUGAUGGGCAUUGCAGUUAGCAACUACAUUCUUGCAGGCAUUACUCUGCACCAAUCAAUAACUAAUGUAAGCCAUACAUUCGAAUGUAGAGAUUCGGUUGAUUUUGUUGGUAAACAUUACAAGAUAAUUAUGGCUAUGCUGUUACCUUGGUGUCUUCGAUUGCAACAAUGUGACGAUCUGUUGCGUGAAGUGGCCAUCAUCAUGCGGAAAGAUUUGAUGGCAAUGUUAUCAAUAUCGUUCUUGACGAUCUAUACGUACCUGUUCAUCAGUGAAUCUGUGGAAGUUACUAAAAAGUGCAUCGACUAUAUUAUGAAGCUUACCGGCAAUAGUUUCUUCCACUUGCUUCAUUCGGAUAUUAAGCGAACGGUAUCCGAAGUUUUGAUAUACUAUCAUAUCAACCCAGAAUGCGUUAUGCAUGCAUUUCGUAGUCUACUUUCGAAGGACAGCGACAUCGAUGAGGUAUCAACAGCACGAAUUGCAGAAUACAUUGCUGAAAGAUUUCUCGGUGUAUUAACAAACUUGGAGGCAACACUUGUUAAUCCCGAAGGAGAAAAGUUUCUGAAGCGUCUGGCGUUGCUUAGCCUUGGUGAUAUUAUACGUUUGCUAGGUGGGGAACAUGUAUCACCGUUUCGAUUCAAAAUCAUUGCUGUGCUGCGAACAACACUAGCGCUACCAGAAGCAAAGGUACUAACAAAGCUUUGCGUAAACACGUGGCGUAUUUUUAUAUGCACAGUAGAUGUGCGUCAGCUAGGUUCGCUUUUAAGUACAAUAUUUGUAACAUUGGAACCAUUGCUUCCUUCGUACCCCGAAGAUAUUGGAUACAUUUUUCGGUAUCUGGUUAUAGAAAACAAUAGUCUCCUGGGGAAUAAUCUCGGCGAUCUGUUCUUCCUGGAGGACACAAAAGUUACAGACGAUAUUAAACAAAUUAUUGCCUCACGUAUUGAGAAACACGAUAAAACUGACGAAGGCGAUCGGUUCGUACAUCGACUUGAGGAACUUAUUCGUCAUUGCAAUCACGAGAAUUUGAAGAUAAGAGCGUACGCUCUCGUUUACCUUUGUAGACUGUGCGAAAAAAGUCGUGCCGAGAUAAAUGAAGCAAUUCUUGGCCAGCAUCAAAAUAUGGGCCUAAGUACAAUAGCUACAAUGGUAGAUACGUUGAUACGUGGACUCUGUGAGCAAGACACGAUACUUCAACAAAGAGCUGCAGAAUGUUUGGGGGAGCUGGGAGCUCUUGCACCCAGUCAUUUACCACCAAAUUAUGCCCCAACGGGAUUAGGGUUCGCGUUGAGUAUUCAUUCGGAUAGUUUUGCCAACAUCGCGUUACGUGAGCUAUGCCGAGCAUAUCAACGACAAAAGGAUUCUAAAUUCGUUGACAGUUUUUCACUUGCUAUACAGGAAAUACUGAAUGAAAGAGGUGUUUCUCCGACAGCAGACAAAAAACGAGAAGUGUGGGAAACUAUCCCGGAACGGUUGCGCCCGAUAAUGGAACCACUAUUAACAUCCUGUUAUACUACAGUAUCACGAGUGUCAGUAACAGUGAUCCACCCCGUAUUUAACAAUGUUCAUUCGAGCCAUGAAUGGUGUUACCAAUGGGCGUCACAAUUGAUUGAAAACAUUACACGUGAAUCUACACGAAAUCUUCUUAGAGCGUUCAAGCCAAGCUUGCGCUGUGACAGAGGCACUCUUUUGAUGAUGCUACCAUAUGUACUACUUCAUUCACUACACCUUAGCAAUAGAAAUGAGUCAAGAAAUCGAAUAGCUGAAGAACUGCGUACAGUAUUUCUCGCAGUCAUAACGCAAGCAGAAAGUGUUCGCACUAUUUCUCCGAUGGAAGAUCGAAACGACUUAGAAGAUGCAGCUACCAGCACUGCAGGCGAAUCUAUUGUUUGCAUAACUCAGGAGCAGCAUGACACAUCGAGUAAGGAACUAGCAUUGCAAUGCGCCAAGUAUGCAUUUGGUUUGUUCGAUUUUCUCGAACGGUGGAAAAGACAGCAUCUGAAAGAAGUGAUAGCUAAAGGCGAGAACCUAGCAGAAAAUCAUCACAAUUACGAUUUAGUCGAUACUUUCCUGAAGAACUUUGAUAGCGAUCUACUGGCACAGGUGAAUUUCAAAAGCCAAGAAUAUGCACGAGCCCUGCAAUAUGUAGAGUACAGCCUAACCGGUGAAGAUAAGGGUAAAAAACUACAAGAUAAAUUAUCAUUCCUGAGUGAAAUUUUUUCACGUCUCGGCGAUACUGAUUCAGUAGAGGGUGUCAUGGCCUUGAAAGCAACCGAACCAACUCUUCAAGAGUUAAUUCUUUACCACAACGCCACUGGCCGGUUGCAAGAAGCAGUGGCAUGCUAUGAACGGUUGUUGCAGUUGACUAAUGUUGAAGAGCAAGCACCUAGUCUCGAUUAUGUGAACAGUAUGAUUGAGUGUUAUCUACGACUGGAUCAACCAGAAACAGCGUUAUUGCUAGCAGAAAGUUUACUUGUUCGAUUCCACGACACAGCUCUGCACAAGCCUCUGCUGGACAUACAAGCAGAACCACUGUACCGACUAGGAAGAUUUGAAGAGCUCGAGGAAUUGAUCGUACAAAGACAGGCAGAUCAGUUGAGUGGAGCAAUCGAUGGUGAGGAACGUCAUUGGGGAGUUAUAUGUGGUUCACUAAUAAUUGCAUUCCGGCAAACACACUACGAAAGAUUUAAAUCGGAAAUAGAACGUGCAAGGUUGCUUGUAGUACAAGGUAGCUGCAGUGAACGCAUCAGCUCUCGACCUUUCGAUGAACAGCUUGGUACAUAUGAAAGCCGUUAUGAUCAGGUGUUAAAGUUACACAUUAUUCAUGAGUUUGCCAAAUGUGGACGUAUUAUGCAGAAUGUACGUUCUAUACAAUACAAUACAGGCGAUGAUUGCAAUCUGGCAGCCAUUCUUUAUGAGGACGUUCAAAAACUUGUGGAUAAUCUGAACUCCAGGCUUGAGCUAUUACAACCAAAUGCAACCACAAUAGAACCUAUCAUUAGUCUGAGACGUAUACUGUUAAAAGAAAUAAGACAUACUAUAGAUGCGAUCAGUUGGAACGCAAACGAUAAUGAGAAUAGCAUAAAAGAACUCCGCCAGCUGAUAGAUCAGACAAUCGGAAAACUUUGGAUGAAAAGCACGGAACUUGCAUCGAGAGCUAAUAUGUAUCAGCAGGCACUUUUGUACAUUCUGCAUGCGGAAAGCUACCGUCCUCCUGAUCUUUUUAUAAAAAAUGCGAAACUGUUGUGGGACCGGCGUGAUAUGACAGGUGCGUUGAAAGUUCUUGAACGGGGAGUGAAUGAAAUACUCGGAGAUUCAGUUGCUUGUUCAACAGAUAUGAAUAAUCUAAAAAUGCUACCGAAAGAACUUCGUUUGAUAUACGCAGAAGGCAAACGGCUUAUUGCAUCAUAUAACGCAGAAGCUUCGAACAUAUCAGCAACUCUUAAUCGACGCUACUUCAAAGAAGCGUUAGAUGUAAACCCAGAAAGCGAAAUUGCAUUAGUGCAGUUAGGCCAGUAUGUCGAUAAAAUGUACAGUUCCAGCCCUGCAAGUGAGCAGAACUCGGCCAAUUGUUGGGAAAUGCUGUUUGAAGUAAUGAAAUGUUAUGGAAAAUCGAUGAUGUUUGGGUCGAGCUACAUUUAUCAAUCAAUGCCGCGAGUUUUAAGCAUCUGGCUCGAUUCCACCGCCAAGGCUAUGCAAAAAAUGGAAGAAGCUUCUAGCUCUGGUGCCAUUAUGAGUCGCAAGAUUGCACAGUCUAUGAAUAAGUUAGCUGCCAAAUUCAAAGACACAUUGUCGCCAUAUUUUUUCUUCACCGCUUUCUCCCAACUAAUAAGUAGAGUUGCCCACCCCUCUCAAGAGACGUUCCACGUGCUAAAGGGAAUUAUUGUUAAGUUGCUCCUGAACUAUCCUCAGCAAACGUUAUGGAUGAUGCUUAGUGUAUACAAAUCAUCUUACACAAACCGUGUGCGGCGAUGUGUAGAGAUAUUUAAUGAUCGUCAGUUACUUCAGGUGGAAAAUAUGCAAAAGUUGAUAAAAGAUUUCAAUGUGUUAGCUGAACGCCUUAUCGAGCUUACCAACAAAGAAAUCCCAGGACCUCCACGUGGCGUUCGAGGUAGUAAUACAAUGCAAAUCACAGUUUCUUCAUUAGUAAAAGCAAUGCCGAAACUGUUGGCUGAUAAAAACUUUUCCAGCGUGAUAAUUCCCAUUGAAAAGUGUAUGCAACUAGUGCUGAACAAAAAUACUGGAAUGAACUUUCAGCCGUAUCCUACGAAUGCAAUAUAUAUUGCGGGAAUUGAAGAGGAGUUGACAGUUUUAUUCUCUCUGCAAAAGCCUCGUAAAAUUGCACUUCGCGGACACAAUGGGAAACUAUAUACAAUGAUGCUUAAACCAAAGGAUGAUCUAAGAAAAGAUUUCCGAUUGAUGGAGUUCAAUGCUGUUGUUAAGCAAUACCUAGCGCAAGAUCCAGACGCUAAGUUCAGAAGGCUAUACAUACGCACAUAUGCAGUGUUGCCGUUGAACGAAGAGUGCGGCAUAAUAGAAUGGAUAUCGAACUUGAACUCAUUUCGUGGUAUAGUGUGUACGUAUUACAAACAGCGUGGAUUGGGAAUGACAGUGGCAGAGUUACGAAAAUUUGCUUUCGAACGUUCAGAUCCACUUGCAAAAAAACGACAAGCAUUUGAAUCCACACUGGUCCCUCGUCAUCCACCACUGUUUGGCGAAUGGUUUCGGGACUGUUUCCCAAAUCCUAAUAACUGGUUUCAAGCUCGUUCUUCGUACAUAAAAACUACGGCAGUUAUUUCGAUGGUCGGCUACAUUCUAGGACUAGGCGACCGACACGGCGAAAACAUUCUGUUUGACUCAACUAACGGCGAUACCGUGCAUGUGGAUUUUAAUUGUUUGUUCAAUCGUGGAGAAACUUUUACGAUCCCAGAGUUGGUACCUUUUCGCUUAACGCAUAAUAUGGUUCAUGCAAUGGGGCCGCUAGGAGUAGAAGGGCUGUAUCGUCGGUGUUGUGAAAUAGUAUUGAGAAUAUUACAAACCCACUCAUCAACCUUUAUGUCGGUAUUGAAGCCUUUUGUAUACGAUCCCAUGGUAUCAUGGAGUAAGAUUGGCAAUGGAGGGCAGGGCGAAUCGAACACUCGGGAUUGUUACCUAGAACGCACGGAUCCCCAAGCAAUGCAUAAUGUGUUGAACAUCGAAGAAAGACUUAAAGGAUAUGUGAAGAUAAAAGGUAAAUUAUCACACAUGCCACUGUCGAUUGAAGGGCAGGUAGAUCAUCUGAUCAAGGAAGCUACAGACAUAGACAAUCUCUCUCAAAUGUACAUUGGUUGGUCGGCAUAUACAUGAUGUAGGCAAAGGUUGGAA
Molecule: messenger RNA, 7839 nt
Organism: Anopheles moucheti
Lineage: Eukaryota; Metazoa; Arthropoda; Insecta; Diptera; Culicidae
Gene: mei-41
Product: serine/threonine-protein kinase ATR
Exons: 3
Coding region: 1-7821 (2606 amino acids)
Biological process (GO): DNA damage checkpoint signaling; protein phosphorylation; telomere maintenance
Cellular component (GO): nucleus
Molecular function (GO): protein serine/threonine kinase activity; protein binding
Source: RefSeq, a predicted model, not a curated record